Camelina sativa (false flax) is the source of this 1690-nucleotide messenger RNA. RefSeq names its product putative protein S-acyltransferase 1. Gene Ontology annotation, molecular function: protein-cysteine S-palmitoyltransferase activity. Gene Ontology annotation, biological process: protein targeting to membrane; peptidyl-L-cysteine S-palmitoylation. The record is from RefSeq and is a predicted model, not a curated record. Lineage: Eukaryota; Viridiplantae; Streptophyta; Magnoliopsida; Brassicales; Brassicaceae. Gene Ontology annotation, cellular component: endoplasmic reticulum; Golgi apparatus.
GACACGUGGCUGUGCCAGUGUCUUAAUGGAGGAGAGAAAGCUAAGUUAAGGAUGUUCCAGAGAAUGAUGUUGGUGUUGAGGAACUUCCAAUGGCGGAGGACAAAUCUGUGGAGAGAGAGAGAGAGAAACACAUCUCCCAAACAGAAACCAUAAUCAGAAGGAGGAGAAGAAGAAGAAGAAGAAAAGGUGAGGAUCGGAGGAGGGAACGGUUUUGGAAAUCGCCGGUUUCAUCCGAUUGGCUGUGAGAUCGAUCGAGAACGCGGGAAGGGGAACAUUGCAGAUGAAGCUCUAGGAGUUUGGCCGCGGAUUCUGAGAUUGGAAAUAUUGAAGAACAUCUUUUAGUUUCUCUUCUCAACGUUAACGCCGUCAUGUCUUCUCAGAGUCCUGAACGAAAAAGAUUCUAUCAAGUCUGGCCCGGCAAAAAUAAAUUCUACUGUGGGGGAAGACUAGUGUUUGGUCCAGAUGCAUCUUCGCUUCUUUUGACCAUAUGUAUGAUAGGAGGGCCAGCUAUCACUUUCUGCAUCAGGAUGGCUUUUUUGAUUAGACGUCGUCACCCUUUGUUUCAUUCUCAGAUUUUAAUUGGUGCAAUUCUUCUCACAUUCAUGGAUUUCACUUUUCUCUUCUUGACAUCAUCGAGAGACCCCGGGAUUAUCCCAAGGAACAAAGAAGUGCCUGAGUCAGAGAUUCCUGAUGUUGUCACCCAAUCUACAGAAUGGGUGAGUAACAAAUUAGUAAAUGUGAAAUUACCUCGGACUAAAGAUGUAAUUGUGAAUGGCUUCACCGUCAAAGUGAAGUUUUGUGAUACCUGUCUCCUAUACCGUCCUCCACGUGCCUUUCAUUGCUCUAUCUGUAACAACUGUGUCCAAAGGUUUGAUCAUCACUGUCCAUGGGUAGGUCAGUGCAUCGCCUUGCGUAACUACCCAUUCUUCGUCUGUUUCUUAUCAUGUUCAACCCUCCUCUGCAUCUACGUGUUUGUCUUCUCAUGGGUCAGCAUGCUUAAAGUCCAUGGGGACUUCUAUGUUGUCCUUGCUGAUGACUUAAUAUUAGGUGUUCUUGGUCUCUACUGCUUUGUUUCCGUCUGGUUUGUUGGUGGACUUAGUGUCUUCCACUUCUACCUAAUCUGCACCAACCAGACGACCUGUGAGAAUUUCCGGUACCAUUACGACAAGAAGGAAAACCCUUACCGAAAGGGUAUCUUAGAGAACUUUAAGGAGCUGUUCUUUGCAAAGAUACCAUCACCUUUGAUCAAUUUCAGAGAUUGGGCACCAGAAGAAGAAGACGAUGUGGAGGUCGGAUCCAUCACAUCUAAGCUAAGCAGAACCAUGGGUCCUCAAAACACGAAAAUGAGCAGUGGUAAGCUUGGAGUACGGUAACAACAGUGGAGGCUAUCAAGAGGAUUUUAAGUGUGGAUGAAGGCGCCACAGCGAUUGGUUUGGUUUACCAAGAACCAGCGAAUAUAAGGAGAAACUCGAGCGUGGCUUUGAGACCAAGAUAGAGCAAAGAAAAGGACAAACAUGUGUAAAUUUAAUUCUUUAACUCAAAGCCUUGUAGCUCUCUCUGUCUUUACUCGUUGAUAAGAUCUUUUUAAAAUCUUUCGCAUUAAGAAUAGGAAUUAGGAGAAUUGGUGUAUAUAGUGGUUUCUUGCGUUACGGGAAAUUUAAACUUGGUGUGUAUUUCAUUGUCUCCAACU